Bursaphelenchus okinawaensis is the source of this 1249-nucleotide messenger RNA. The record is from the annotation of a GenBank genome assembly. NCBI's taxonomy places the organism in Eukaryota, Metazoa, Nematoda, Chromadorea, Rhabditida, Aphelenchoididae.
AUGCGAUGGCCGAUUCUUCUCUUAUUCUCUCUUGUACUUGGGUUGGUCGCGGCACAGAAGAGUGAGUUGUUUUAAAAUGAUAGUGUUGAAGUGUUUUUGGAUACAUGAAAUUUAUAUAAAUGAUUGUUUGACUGUUUAUUUAUUGUUUUUCAGAUAAAACGGAAUGUUUUCGUUGUCAAGAUGGGGCCAGAUGUACAAGCGCGUGUCUUGGGAAUUACUGUUUGAAGACUGUGCAUUUGCAAAGUAGGUUACUUGGACUUGUACUCGUGUAAACUUAAGAGACGACAAACAAUUUACGUGAAUCCCUCUCAUUGAGACCUCGCGCCCAUUGAGACCCCAAAAGCCCAUUGAGACCUUGGAAGGAAAUUCGGCGGGGACUUUAGACGGUUCGGCGGAGGCUUUAGGGGAUUCGGCGGAGACUUUAAGAAAUUCGGCGGAGAAUUUUGUGCAUCCGGCGGGUAUCUACCCGAUUUUACCCUUAAUCUUUUUAGCCCUACCCAACUAUACCAUACCCAUUUUACUAAACGUACUAUACCAAACUAUACCAUACUCUACCCUAUUUUACCUAAUAUACCUAUUUUACCUAAUGGUAUAUUAGGUAGGAUGGUAUGGCAUAGUAGGGUAGGGUUAAAAAAGUUAUGAGUAGACUUGGGUAAGGGUGAGAAGGUCAGGGGCAAGGUGGGGUAGGGCAAAAAAGGUCAGGAGUAGGGUCGGGUAGGGCUAAAAAGAGCAGGAGUAAGGUGGGUAGGGCUAAAAAGGCCGACACUUUCCGUAAAGUCUCCGCCAACCCUCCGCUGAAUCCCCUAAAGUCUCCGCCGACCCUCCGCCGAAUCCUUUAAAGCCUCCGCCGAAUCCCCUAAAGUCUCCGCCGAACCUCCUUUUAAGGUCUCAAUGGGCGUUUGGGGUCUCAAUGGACCGGGGUCUCAAUGGGCGCGAGGUCUCAAUGGGUUCAGUGAAUUUACGUUCAGUCGAUACUGGAAUACAUACCAGAAUAUGAUUUAUAAGAGUCCUUUAAGCAUUCUUUAUUACCUUGCAAGGACUUGUUUUAGCUGGCCAAGUGAAACGAGACUGCAUUGAUCAUUUGUCAGUCGAUAUUCAGAUGGGGACUUGUAAAACAGUUACAUCAGAAGUUGGCUCUCAAGACGAACUGAUUUGCGUCUGUGAUUCUCAUCGUUGCAACUCGUCGAAUGGCUUCAAAAUGACAUAUCUCUCAUUCCUCUUAUUGAUCUUCACUUACCUUAUGUGCUAG